UCUUUUCAGAGCGGACUAGCUCCGCUCGCGUGCUUUCUCCAUGGAGGAUAAGGAACGCUAGCAAGUUAUUUAAUAACUUUACAGGAAAAGGACAAGAUUGAGAAAAAAUUUCCUAGGUAUCCAGCAAAGUUCAGCAAUGCAGUAAGAAUGGACCAGGUGGAACAUUGCGGAAAUUGGGUUGGGAAAUUGGGUAAAAGGAAUCUAAAUCUGGAAAAUUUUCUCAGAAAGUUGAGCACUGAUGCAGGAUUUCCAAGAUAUUACGAGUCAUGUGCCCUUGAAAGGAAGGGUGUCCUUACCCUUCGCCAGGUCGUGGUGACGGAUACUGCUCUUAUUUUUACUGAAAAUGUGCCAAAAACUGUGCUCCUCUCCAUUCCCCUGGCAAACAUAAGGGGGAUUGAAAUGGUGGCGGAUCGCAAAGCUUUAUUAAACGGAGGAAAAAUGCAGCAGUGUAUUUGCCAACAUGUCCAAGUGCACAGCGUGCCAACAAAUAAUACCUCAACAGCAUCGACAAAAGCAUCCUCACGGUCAGAGGAAGUGUCAUCGCGUAAUGGGACGACGACGAAUAGUGGGCGAAUUUCCGCCACCUCCACCACGCUCACCUUGGUCGGCUCUUCUCUAAAUCCAGACUCGGAUUCCAGCUUCACCGACUUUUCACGCCAAUCAAGCCGCAUGGAAGGCUCUGUCAGCCUUUCUCCCGGUUUGAUGCAGGCCUACGAGCCUCCCGUGUUUCCCAUUCUGCCCCCACUCCUUCUCGAACAAGAGAGGAGGAGGAGACACGAAGUGACAACGGGGUCGACAUCCUCCUCGUCACCGUUCACCACGCACCUUGGAGGUCGUCCAGGUCGGAGGUCAACCACAAAAGCGUCCUCACAACAAAGUGACACCCGGAAGGGGAACCAACCGGUUUGGAGUGAAAGUAAGUCAGCCUCCGACCUUGAUGGCGGGAUCACGACGGGAAGGAGGAGAGGUGGUGGCGAGAAAGCGAUGUCAAGAUCAUUAUUUCCAUCAUCAAGAUCUCCACUUAACUCUUGGACUGGCUCUUCUGAAGAGAAAGUUAAGGAAAGGGCUCCGCGACGCCCUCGAUCUCUCGACAUGAGUCAACUGUCAAAACUGAGGCAUAGAAUGUUGGGUUUGGUAUUUGGUGACGAUGAUGACGAGGAAAAAGAGAGGUUAAGUUAUAAAUCACCACCUCCACCACCAAGUCUGGUCAUUAGCCCAGUGACCGAUCAAGGCGUUGUUACCGUCGACUUUUACCUGUACCGCCCCAACUCAGUUUUGCUCAACGAACUGUUCCUCUUUUGGAAUAGGAACCGAUUGAAGACGCUCUUGCAAGAGGACAUGGACAUUGGGGAAGACCACCAUCGCCGCUAUGGGUUGCGUGUCACGGAGAAAGUUUUCUCCAAAUUGCCCCAUUUAUUGAGCAAUACUGCCAAUCCUACCAUCAGCAGCAGUAGAAGAAAUGUGCUGACGUUUCAUGAUGUGCUCCCCAAACUUGGAACACUGCACAGAACCCUAAUGAAAUAUGAACAGUUGUCCCGGAUGUUGUGGAAGGAUUGGGCAAUGGUAAUGCAAUUACUGAAACUCUUGGAAACGUACACUUUUUACUCAGACAUGGAGGAAGACGAGGAUGUGGACUACUUUGUGGAUCGAUUAUCAUCCAUAACCGUCCUCAUGGAUAUAUUUCGUCUCCUUCUCGAAGCCACCGGUCCUUCCUGGUUUCUCGAGAGGACCACAAACAGCAACAGCAAUAAUAACAAUUUUGCGUACAAAAACAAUAACUACAUCUCCACCAAGGGGGAAGCAUCAUCAUUUACUCAUCAGAACGAAGGUGAAAGGUCACCCACCACCAUGCACGACAUUACCUUCACUUUGACCCGGGUCGUGUUCCGAAGCCCCCUCUCCAUCCUGCCGCCUAAUGCCACAGGGAGGAGAAAAGUGGUGAAAGAGGUAGUUUGUAACCCACGGAAGUUCGCAGAGGGCCAGUGGCUGUCUGGAUGUGACACCAAGGCAAUAAAAGCAGUGAGCAUGGUUCAUAACUCGUCCGUCGCCCUUCUUCACGAAAUCCUCUCCACGGUGCAUUUUUCAUCCAAGGAUAAGGAGCGGGCCAAGUUCAUGUCUUGUCUUCAAAGCUGUUCACUGGAGUCCUAUUUGCUUCUGAGCAUGACCCAAUUAUUAAAUCUCCUCUGGGACAACGGUGUCCAGUUGGGGGCAUCACAAACCGUUAUGUUGUUUCGUCAUGUCUCCAUCGCUCAAACACUGAUGGUAUCGGUCCCCUCAACGUUGGAACAUCUUCGCUACAACUUUUGCGAAGAGUUUCGAUACUUUGUUCAUGAAGAAAGUGCCAAUAAGAAAAUCCCGGAUCGAUACCCCCUCAAACCAACUCUGUUGAGAAUGUGUGAGCACCUACGUCAAGAAAUUAUUGAUAAGUGAAUGCGAAUUCCCUUCUCACGUUCCCUUCUCAACCUCCACCACCUAAGGAGACACUUGUCUGGUUUAUGCAUGCAUGUGUUGGAAGUGCCGCAUGAAAACCUUUUACAUAAACUGCUUACAGGAAAGCGGAAGAUGUGGCGUGCAAAAUUACUUUGCUUAGGUGUCAUUUCGCUAUUUUAUACAACAAACUAUUGUAUGCACGCAGUGAAUCAAUCAAUCAAUAAAUGUACCUGAAAAAUUUCAAGUUCAAACUCGUAAGCAAUAGAAAGAUAUUCUUCAACUUGGCGAGAAUAGUCGUGAUAAGCUUCUUGUUGAAAAUUUUCAAUAAAUAUGUUCUGGUUGUGCUCAUUGUUAUCAGAAAUCGUUAGGUUUACAGCACCUUGUAAAAUUAAAUACAUUUGAUAAUUAAAAAUAUAUACAUUUGUAAAA
Messenger RNA from Folsomia candida, 2859 nucleotides. RefSeq lists its product as uncharacterized. Lineage: Eukaryota; Metazoa; Arthropoda; Collembola; Entomobryomorpha; Isotomidae. The record is from RefSeq and is a predicted model, not a curated record. The transcript is spliced from 8 exons. Bases 148 to 2430 code for a protein of 760 amino acids.